Molecule: messenger RNA, 2856 nt
Organism: Mercurialis annua (annual mercury)
Lineage: Eukaryota; Viridiplantae; Streptophyta; Magnoliopsida; Malpighiales; Euphorbiaceae
Product: protein STRUBBELIG-RECEPTOR FAMILY 3-like
Exons: 16
Coding region: 376-2613 (745 amino acids)
Biological process (GO): protein phosphorylation
Molecular function (GO): protein binding; protein kinase activity; ATP binding
Source: RefSeq, a predicted model, not a curated record
AGACAGAGAGUGACCCCAAAAUUCCUGCUUUUUAUGCAACAAAAUAUUAUCAAACAAAUUCAAACCAUUUCACUUUCAAAAAGUUUAUACAUAAACAUAAACAGUUCUGUUCAUUACAUAAAAAUAUCUAUGCACAGAGCGCAAGAAGAUCACCAUCACUACACUCACUCAAACCACUGAGCUUUUGCUGUUUAUAGUACAAACAAACCCACCAAAUUGUCUUGGAUUUUGUUCCCUUAUUUGCAUUUUUAGUUGUAUUGGUUCAAGAUUUGAACUUUUUCUACAUUUACACCAUUGCAAAUUCUCUGUCUUUCACUUGCGGUUCCUCCAAAGUUCGGACCUUUUUGAGUUUUUCUCAGGCGGGUUUGGCUAACAAUGGUGGGUUGUCUGAAGUGGGGAGUGUUUCCUGGGUUGGUGUUAGUGGCCUUCACGGUGUCGUUUUGUUCUGCUUCCACUGAUCCUCGUGAUGUUUUGGCUAUUAAUUCGUUGUGGGUGACACUGAACUUACCGCCUUUGCUUGGAUGGUCACCUGGAGGAGACCCUUGUGGAGAGGAAUGGCAAGGGGUUAUUUGUGUCCUUUCUAACAUAACUGAACUGAGAUUAAGUGGCAUGAACUUAGGUGGAACUUUGGGGGAUGACUUGUCAUUGUUUGAAUCUAUUAUGGCAAUAGAUCUCAGCAACAAUCAUAUUGGAGGGAACAUUCCGUUGAGCUUGCCUACUACUUUGCUUAGUUUUUCUCUUUCUGGUAAUCACUUCGAGGGAAGCAUCCCGGGUACAUUAUCCUCCUUAAAUCAACUGUCACACUUGUCAUUAAAUGAUAAUAAUCUAGACGGCGGAAUACCAGAUGCCUUUCAACAGAUGCCAACUUUGACAACUUUGAAUCUGUCAGGUAAUAAUUUGAGUGGCCAGCUUCCUCCGUCGAUGGGAAACUUGUCAUCCCUUACCACAUUGCAUUUGCAGAAUAAUCAACUCGGAGGAGUUCUGGAUGUAUUACAAGAUCUACUCCUUCAGGAUCUUAAUAUAGAGAACAAUUUAUUCUCAGGACCUAUACCUGUGAAGUUGCUGACUAUUCCAAAUUUUAGAAAAGAUGGCAAUCCUUUCAAUACAACUAUUAUUGCUUCUCCUCCUCUGGCAUUUCCACCAUCUGCUGCCAUGCCCCCAUUUACUGCUGAAGCACCUGAGACGCAGACACACUGGCCGACUAUGACACCAAUUCCAAUAACUGAGGCUGAAAGAUCGAGGCCAUUUUUUACAACUCACAGGGCCAUUUUGGUUGGUGCUGCAGCAGUGGUGAUAGUUGUCUUUAUAAUAUUGUCUCUUAUAGUGUCGGUAUGCUGUAAAAGAAGGAAAGUAAAGGAAGAUGCCGAAAGGGGUGAUGUUGAUUCUUACAAGGGCCGCUCGAAAAAGCCUGAUAGUAAAGCUUCAACGCAACAGUUUAAGCACGAGAAAGUUCCAAGAAAUCCUGUAGUAAAGUUACAAGAUCAGUUUCAAAUAGACAACAGAAAAAUGGAGACAAGUCCAAAGCUGCAGGAUGAACGGGGAAAUGGUUUAACAAGAAUGUCUGUUUUAUCAAGGAAGGAUCAUAAGAUAGAUAAGAAUUUUACGGCAUUGCAGCCAUUGCCACCUUCUGCUUCAUGCCCUCCUGUCGACAGAGUCACUGUCAACCCGGUUGUCCCUGCUGAAGCAUAUACAAGGAGCAAGUCGACCAAGAAUCUGAAAUCUUCAAGCUCUUUAAAGGUGUUCAACAUCGCCACACUUCAGCAAUAUACAAACAGUUUUUCAGAAGAAAACUUUGUUGGAGAAGGCACACAUACCAGUGUUUACAAGGCCGAGUUUCCUGAUGGAAAGCUCCUGGCAGUCAAGAAAUUAAACAGCAUGUGUAUUAGGCAACACACCGAUGAACAAUUUCUUGACUUGGUUGCUACUCUGUCUAAACUUCGGCAUCCAAAUAUUGUGCAACUCGUGGGCUAUUGUAUUGAGCAUGGACAACGGCUACUUGUUUAUAAGUAUUGCGAGACAGGGACGCUUCAUGAUGCACUGCAUAUGGAUCACGAGAUCCACAAGAAACUUACGUGGAAUGCACGCAUUCGGCUAGCAUUAGGAGCUGCCAGAGCCCUACAAUAUCUGCAUGAAGUUUGUGAGCCACCCAUGGUCCACCAGAAUUUCAGAUCUGGAAAUGUUCUUCUUGAUGAAAAGCUUGCAGCAUGUGUCUCGGACUGUGGUUUGGCCCCUUUACAAUCGUCUGGCUCUGCAAGCGAGUUAUCAGGACGCCUCAACGCUUAUGGCUAUGGUGCUCCAGAAUUGGAAUUGGGAAAUUAUACUUGCAAGAGCGAUGUAUACAGCUUUGGAGUGGUAAUGCUAGAACUCCUCACCGGAAGGAAGUCUUAUGACAGGUCUCGUGCUCGAGGGGAGCAAUCUCUCGUUAGAUGGGCAAUUCCUCGCCUUCAUGAUAUAGAUUCGCUAUCUGAUAUGGUUGAUCCGUCUUUAGAUGGAGCACAUCCUGCCAAGUCUUUAUCGCGUUUUGCUGAUAUAAUAGCCAGAUGUGUUCAGUGGGAGCCAGAGUUCAGGCCGCCUAUGUCCGAAAUUGUCCAGGACCUUUUGCGUAUGAUGUAGCGGAAAAUGUGAAGCACACAAUCAUCUGAAACUCAAGAUUUUGGUCAGGUAGAUUUCACUGAAGAACCGUAUUUAUAUAUCAAUAUCAAAUGUCGUAUAAUUAUAUAUGUUCUAUAUAGUUUUUAAGCAUGGCUAGAAAUUUUAGUGGUAAUGAGCUAAAAGUUUUUGUAGGGGUACCCAUUCAUUGUUCUUUAUAUUCUUUUUAUAUGUGUUUAUAUAAUUAUUCUCUUUAUUUGUGUGAAA